Messenger RNA from Physeter macrocephalus (sperm whale), 7093 nucleotides. It is a transcript of the gene DGKZ, whose product is annotated as diacylglycerol kinase zeta. The transcript is spliced from 31 exons. NCBI's taxonomy places the organism in Eukaryota, Metazoa, Chordata, Mammalia, Artiodactyla, Physeteridae. Gene Ontology annotation, molecular function: ATP-dependent diacylglycerol kinase activity; protein binding. Gene Ontology annotation, cellular component: nucleus. Bases 2914 to 6405 code for a protein of 1163 amino acids. Gene Ontology annotation, biological process: regulation of synaptic transmission, glutamatergic; lipid phosphorylation; intracellular signal transduction. The record is from RefSeq and is a predicted model, not a curated record.
CGCCCCCAUGUCAUGAGGCGGAUGUGCGGGCGACCUCGUCCUCCCGGCGCCUCUUGUCGUGGGUCUGGGGCAGCAGGCAGGGUCCAGCCCUCACUGCCACCCAGAGAGCAACUGCCGCACCUCCCCCCCCACCACCCCGCAACCAGUGACUGUGGCCUUUUGUUUUCUGGGUGACACUCGCAUCAGGCGGUGUGUUCAGCUGACUAAUCUCCUCCGGGCUGGGCAGCUGUCAUAGGGCGGCCUGACCAGGCGGGCAGGGAAAGCUGAUACCCUGGGGCAGUGCUGGCAGGACGGUGCCCUGGGCAGUGGGCAGCUGGGCCUUUAGGCUCCUCUUCCUGGGUGCAGAGCAGACCCUGCAUCAGGCAGCCCUGGGUUCAGGUCCCAGCCCUGCCGCUGACCAGCCGAAUGAUCUUGGAGCGCGUUACUGCACCUCGUCCGGCCUGUUUCCUCAUCUCUGGAAUGGAGCCAUCGAUCCUGCCUGCCUCAGGAGGUGGUGGUAUUGAGGAUCAAACGAGAUGAUAAACGAACGCACUUAGCCCAGGGCCUGUCGCAUAGUAGGUGAUGGGUAAAUGGGACCGCUACUGUCCUUAUUGUGGCUCCCUUCCCUCUCCCCCAUCCCACCUUAGUCCCAGCUCGUGGCCCAGCGGGGAAGACCCUGCUCUCUGCCGCGUCUCUGGGGCGCGGGCUUUGGGGUUCAGGUAGAGGCAAGUUCCAGAAGUGGCUCCGCACAGACUAGUUGUGCACUUUGGGUGAGUUACCGCCGCAGUCUACCAUGAGGAAUGGGGCAUGAUACGGUAUCUAUUCUUUAGGGCGCUGUGUUUAUUUAUUUAUUUAAAUUUUAUUUAUUUAUUUAUUUAUUUAUUUUUGGCUGCAUCGGGUCUUCGUUGCUGUGCGCAGCUUUCUCUAGUUGCGGCAAGCAGGGGCUACUCUUUGCUGUGGUGCGCGGGCUUCUCAUUGCGGUGGCUUCUCUUGUUGCGGAGCACGGGCUCUAGGCGCGCAGGCUUCAGUAGUUGUGGCUCGCGGGCUCUAGAGCUCAGGGUCAGUAGUUGUGGCGCACAGGCUUCGUUGCUCCGUGGUAUGUGGGAUCUUCCCGGACCGGGGCUCGACCCCGUGUCCCCUGCAUUGGCAGGCGGAUUUUUAACCACUGUGCCACCAGGGAAGUCCCUGGGGUGCUGUGGUUUAUAAAAUGGUACACAUGUUUGCAGAGGGCUUAGAACCGCGCCUGUUACAGGUGGGCACUCAGUAAACGUAAGCCGUGAUGGCAUUGACUUUAGGAGGAAGCCAAGAUCUCUCCUGCCUUUCUUCCUGUCACCUGCAGAGGCUGGUGGACUGUAAGAGGCAGAGACCCAGAGCUGGGCAGACCCGAGCACUGCUUCUCCAGACAUGGGUGCCUCCAUGUCAGUACCUCCACAGCCGUCCAGGGCCCUGCCUGACACUGCCUGCCCGGACCCACAGGGCAGUAGCAAAUCAAGGGUGUGGGUGGUGGAUGGAAGGAGUAGGCGCUGGACAUGCAGCCCAGCCCUGAUUCCUCAGACCCAUCAUCUUCCACCUUUUGUCCAGGGCUCCCACCCUCUCUCAGAGGCCCUCAGCUAGCAGAAGUAUCCUGUCAGCCCCAGGCAGGUGUCCCACGGCCGUGACUGAGACCUCCCUGUGGCUGCCAGGGCCCAGGAGAGUACUUGAUGGCAGGACACAGGUGUCCCUGGGAAUUCUGGAGGCGUUGCCCCCCUGAAGCAUACCAGGCUUCCUGACCCUCCCGCACUGUUAGGGGGAGGUGAGGGCGCAGGUGCUCCCAGCCGCCUGCGCAGAAGGGGCGGCGGGGGGUAGGUGAGCUGGCAAAGGAAGCGGAGCCUGUGUUCAGACCAGGUCAAGGGAGGAUGGCUUGAGCAAGGGUGGCCCCCAAGGCUCCUGCAGGAGGGAGCUCUGGGUAGCUUAGUGUCUGGAAUUCUCAGCGUUUGGGCUUCGAGCAUUGGCCCCCAGAUCAAGGUGCAGUUCAUGGGCUUCCUCAGCAGCAGAGCUGGAAGGGUUUUCCGACAUCAUCCAGCACUUUCACACAUGGAAUGUCCAUACUGUGCCUCUUCAGAAAGGUAAAACCAGGAAAGUUCUUACUCAGCCCCUCAGGGCAAGAGCACACAUGCACCCAGAGCCCAGAGGCACUCUCUUGGCUCUUGUGGCUUCCCACACAAAGUCCCCCUGGUGGCUUCUCUCCCUGUGCAGCUGCCUCUCCAGUUUUCGGUGGGCCUUAGUUCCCCAGGGCCUUCAAUCCCCAAGGCAGACGUCAGAUCCUCUCCAUUUCUAGUGCCACUGUCAGCCUGACCGCAAGUCAGGGGGUCGUAUCAGGACUGAAUUUCUCUUCAGAGAGCCUCAUUUUCUUACCAUGGCUUAGUUUGUGCCAUGUUCCAGGAGGGGACACCUAAGCCUAACCUGCCCUGUGUUGGUGGCAAAACAAAGGCCUAAGGAGAGGAAAAGCCUUGCCCUCAGCCCUUCAGUCUGUCUAGGUCGGCUCCAGGCUUCCACCUUCCUUUUUCUUUUCUUUUCCAUCAGCUUCAGGCAAGGGACUUGAAGUCCUUUAGGCUAGAGCUUGGUGGAUCAUGGUGCCUGGACAGGGGAACCAGAUGGGUAGCUGGCAGCCCCUCCUACCCAGUACUCCUGGGGCCACACAGGGACGGAACUGGGAAGAGCACUAGUGCGUCCAACAGUGAUGAGUGCAGGCUCCCUGCUGGAUCCUCUGGCACCCUCAGGCACCCGUUUACGGAGCUCAGAGGCCACAGACGCCGCCCCCAUGCCUCCCAAGUGUCCCUUCUCUGCUCAAAGGGCAGAGGCUGUGAUGGGCUCCCGGGCACAGGAUGCGCCGUGGCCUGGCCCAGCUCCUCACGCUCCCGGUCUCUACCCAACAGCCACCCGCCUACCCCCGCCAUGGAGACCUUCUUUAGGAGACACUUCCAGCGGAAGGCACCAGGCCCUGCAGAGGGGCAGAGGCGGCCCGGCGGCGUGGGGCUGCCCACGGGCAAGGCCCGGCGCCGCUCGCCUGCAGGGCAGGCCUCCUCCUUGCUGGUCCAGCGGCGCCGCUCCAGCGCACAGCUCCAGGGCUGCCUCCUGGGCUGCGGGGUGGGGGCCCGGCGCUCCAGCCGCCGGCGCUCCAGCACCGCGCCCCCCGCCUGCAACCCCCGCUUCACCGUGGAUGAGGUGCCCGCCCUGCAGCCUGCCGCUGUUGGGGCCCCACGUCUGGGCGCACCCCUGCUGUUGGCCGGGCUCUUGGGCAUGGAUGAGGAGGGGGGGAUCCAGGAGGAGGAUGUGACAGUUGCAUCAUUGAUGGCCACCCAGCCAGGCACCAAGAGACCGGGGCCAUCCCCACAUCGGGGAGCCCUGCCCCUGCUACCCAUUCCCCGCUGGCGCCGGCGCCGGGCCUCCUCCCACCUGCUGCCCGCUGACGUGGUGAAAGACCGCGCCCUCUGGGGCCUGCACGGUUACUACCGGCCCCUCAGCCAGCAGCGGCCCUCAGGCCAGCACCUCAGCCUGGGGGGCCGAAGAGCCUCGGGCACUGCAGCUGGCCCCGGGAUGCCUGCCUGCAUGCGCCCGCUGUCCCGCAGACGCCAGGUAGCCCUGCGGCGCAAGUCAGCCGGACCCCAGACCUGGAGUGCCCUGCUCGCGAAAGCCAUCACCAAGUCAGGCCUCCAGCACCUGGCACCCCCUCCUCCUGCUCCCGGGGCCCCGCGCAGUGAGCCUGAGCACCAGAUCCGGAGCACUGUGGACUGGAGCGAGUCAGCGACGUAUGGGGAACACAUCUGGUUUGAGACCAACGUGUCCGGGGACUUCUGCUAUGUUGGAGAGCAGUACUGUGUAGCCAAGAUGCUGCAGAAAUCAGUGUCCCGGAGAAAGUGUGCAGCUUGCAAGAUUGUGGUGCACACCCCCUGCAUUGAACAGCUAGAGAAGAUAAAUUUCCGCUGUAAGCCAUCCUUCCGUGAAUCAGGCUCCAGGAACGUCCGUGAGCCAACCUUUGUGCGGCACCACUGGGUACACAGGCGGCGCCAGGAUGGCAAGUGUCGGCACUGCGGGAAGGGCUUCCAGCAGAAGUUCGCCUUCCACAGCAAGGAGAUCGUGGCCAUCAGCUGCUCCUGGUGCAAGCAGGCAUACCACAGCAAGGUGUCCUGCUUCCUGCUGCAGCAGAUCGAGGAGCCGUGCUCCCUGGGGGUCCACGCCGCCGUGGUCAUCCCGCCCACCUGGAUCCUCCGUGCCCGCAGGCCCCAGAAUACCCUCAAGGCAAGCAAGAAGAAGAAGAGGGCAUCCUUCAAGAGGAAAUCUAGCAAGAAAGGGCCUGAGGAGGGCCGCUGGAGACCCUUCAUCAUCAGGCCCACCCCGUCCCCCCUCAUGAAGCCCCUGCUGGUGUUCGUGAACCCCAAGAGUGGGGGCAACCAGGGCGCCAAGAUCAUCCAGUCCUUCCUCUGGUAUCUCAAUCCCCGGCAAGUCUUUGACCUGAGCCAGGGAGGGCCCAAGGAGGCGCUGGAGAUGUACCGCCGGGUGCACAACCUGCGGAUCCUGGCCUGCGGGGGUGAUGGCACGGUUGGCUGGAUCCUCUCCACCCUGGACCAGCUGCGCUUAAAACCACCGCCGCCCGUCGCCAUCCUGCCCCUGGGCACCGGCAACGACUUGGCCCGCACCCUCAACUGGGGUGGGGGCUACACCGAUGAGCCUGUGUCCAAGAUCCUCUCCCACGUAGAGGAGGGCAACGUGGUGCAGCUGGACCGCUGGGACCUCCGUGCUGAGCCCAACCCCGAGGCGGGGCCUGAGGAGCGAGAUGAGGGGGCCACCGACCGGCUGCCGCUGGAUGUCUUCAACAACUACUUCAGCCUGGGCUUUGAUGCCCACGUCACCCUGGAGUUUCACGAGUCUCGAGAGGCCAACCCAGAGAAAUUCAACAGCCGCUUUCGGAAUAAGAUGUUUUACGCCGGGACAGCCUUCUCCGACUUCCUGAUGGGCAGCUCCAAGGACUUGGCCAAGCACAUCCGCGUGGUGUGUGACGGGACUGACCUGACCCCCAAGAUUCAGGACCUGAAACCCCAGUGCAUUGUUUUCCUGAACAUCCCCAGGUACUGUGCGGGCACCAUGCCCUGGGGCCACCCUGGGGAGCACCAUGACUUCGAGCCCCAGCGGCACGACGAUGGCUACCUCGAGGUUAUUGGCUUUACCAUGACGUCCCUGGCAGCACUGCAGGUGGGCGGGCACGGCGAGCGGCUGACACAGUGCCGAGAGGUGCUGCUCACCACGUCCAAGGCCAUCCCAGUGCAGGUGGAUGGUGAGCCCUGCAAGCUCGCAGCCUCACGCAUCCGCAUCUCCCUGCGCAACCAGGCCACCAUGGUGCAGAAGGCCAAGCGGCGGAGCGCCGCCCCCCUGCACAGCGACCAGCAGCCGGUGCCGGAGCAGCUGCGGAUCCAGGUGAGCAGGGUCAGCAUGCACGACUACGAGGCCUUGCACUAUGACAAGGAGCAGCUCAAAGAGGCCUCCGUGCCGUUGGGCACCGUGGUGGUCCCGGGAGACAGCGACCUGGAGCUGUGCCGUGCCCACAUCGAGAGGCUCCGGCAGGAGCCCGAAGGUGCUGGAGCCAAGUCCCCGAUGUGCCAGAAACUCUCCCCCAAGUGGUGCUUCCUGGAUGCCACCACUGCUAGCCGCUUCUACAGAAUCGACAGGGCCCAGGAACACCUCAACUACGUGACGGAGAUCGCACAGGAUGAGAUUUAUAUCCUGGACCCUGAGCUGCUGGGGGCGUCUGCCCAACCCGACCUCCCAACCCCCUCUUCCCCCCUCCCCACCUCGCCCUGCUCACCCAGGCCCCGGUCACUGCCAGGGGAUGCUGCACCCCCUACAGGUGAAGAGCUGAUCGAGGCUGCCAAGAGGAACGAUUUCUGUAAGCUCCAGGAGCUGCACCGAGCCGGGGGUGACCUCAUGCACCGAGACGAGCGGAGCCGCACGCUCCUGCACCACGCCGUCAGCACCGGCAGCAAGGAAGUGGUCCGCUACCUGCUGGACCACGCCCCCACAGAGAUCCUUGAUGCUGUGGAGGAAAAGACUCUGAACUUCCUGCCCUUUCUGAUGGCCUUCGGGAGACAGGAGGGCUCAGAGGACUGGAUGGGGUCCACAGCCAGCCCCUGUUCCCCCAGCGGGGAGACCUGUCUGCACCAGGCCGCAGCCCUGGGCCAGCGCACCAUCUGCCACUACAUCGUGGAGGCCGGGGCCUCUCUCAUGAAGACAGACCAGCAGGUCCCUGAGGUGAUGGCAGCCCCCCGCCUCAUCCAGGGCGACACUCCCCGGCAGCGGGCUGAGAGGGCUCAGGACACGGAACUGGCCGAGUACCUGGAGAACCGGCAGCACUACCAGAUGAUCCAGCGGGAGGACCAGGAGACGGCUGUGUGAGGCCGCAGCAGGAGGGAUGGGCCGCCAGAGCACCAGCCCCUCCUCGCCCACCUCACUGCCACAUUCCAGUCGGAUGGCCACAGAGGGACCCGGGACCCGGGACCCAAGCCCCAGGGAAGGAGCCCUGUGCUGCUCCCUGAGGAGCUGCCCAGACCUAGGGCUGGACUCUGAGGGGCGGGGGGCCGGGUGGGGGGGGUCUCACCCGGCCCCCUGAGGCCACAGCCUAACCCAGAGGCUCACAGGGGACCAGGAAACUGGACCGGGCUGGGCAGACCAUUGAGGGGGCUGGGGGGGCCCCUCACCUUCCCUGCAGUGGGUGCCCUGGAGUUGAGGGCCUGCAGCCCGGAGGGCAGAGGGCCUUGAGGCCCCGUGAGGGAGCCCCCAGGAAGGCGCUUCCUAAGCCUCCGGGUCCUUUAGGACCCUCACUCUGAGGUUCCUGGGAGCUUGGGCCCCUCUCCUGCCCUGACACCACCCCCCCACCCCCGCCCCCAGGGCUUCUUCCCGGAAACACGGAGCCUGCUGCAUCUGCCUGCCCGCUGCCCUGCUUAGCACCUACCCGGUGACCCUUCUCCCAAACCCAGUCAUUUCACCUCCGACUGUGUGGCCUGGGGGGCGGGGGGGGGUGGCUUUCACGGUGACAUGUUUACAGCUGGGUGUGACUCAGUAAAGUGGAUUUUUUUUUCCUUUC